AUAGUAUUCUUUAACUUCUCAUCAAGUUCAAAUCUAAUCUUUUUAAUUUCUUUCCUUAUUGAGUUGAUUUAAAGAUGGGUGUUCCAGCUGGAGAUGUUGAAAAGGGAAAGAAACUUUUCGUUCAAAGGUGUGCUCAAUGCCACACAGUUGAAGCUGGUGGCAAGCACAAAGUUGGGCCAAAUUUGAGUGGAAUUAUGGGACGCAAAACUGGUCAAGCUGCAGGAUACUCAUACUCUGAAGCUAACAUCAAGAAAGGAAUCACUUGGAACGAAGAUACUUUGUUUGAAUACCUCGAGAAUCCUAAGAAAUACAUCCCGGGCACAAAAAUGGUCUUUGCUGGUUUGAAGAAACCAGCAGAACGUGCUGACUUAAUUGCAUACAUUAAGGCUGCUACUAAAUAA
Clunio marinus is the source of this 401-nucleotide messenger RNA. NCBI's taxonomy places the organism in Eukaryota, Metazoa, Arthropoda, Insecta, Diptera, Chironomidae. The record is from the annotation of a GenBank genome assembly.